AAGAAAUUAACAACUCUCCUGUUCUGUUCUUGUUUUGAUUUUUCGCGAUUAUGUCAUUUUUUUCAAAGUUCAGUUCUUGUUGGCGGUCGGCGGUGGUGGCGCCGCGCGUCUACCUGGACGGCGCUGUGGCAGAGGAGGUGAAGGAGCAGAGCGUCACGAGACUGAGGAGUUCGAAGUCGGAAUCUGCAGCGCAUUGGCGGCCGGCGCUAGCUGAUAUACUGGAGGAUAGUAAAGGGGAUCGGUCGCCGGUGAAGAAAUCCGGCAAAAAGAAGCCGGAGAAGAAAAUGUCCGGCCGGCAAGACAGGCUUCUGACCAAGUCGUAUAGUUGUCAUGGCAGAGAUAAUUACUGGACGAACUCGGUGGCGAUGGCAAUGCCGGUGUUUUCGCCCGUGCCAGUCAUGUUUUGAAGGUAAAUUUUGGUGAUCGGAAAAUACCAUACACAGUUGGUUGUCGGAGGAGAAAUUAAAAGGGAAUCAAAGCCGUCGCCGAAAGUGGCGUUAAGUUACUCCCACCGUCGUAUACGGUUUCAGAUUCAGGCUAAAAGCUUGCUAGUGUUUUAGUAACAAAUUAAUAUAAAUAUCAUUUUUCUACUCACCAAAAAAAAAAAAAUUAUCAAUUAUGAAGUGGAUUUUUGUUUAAGAUACUAUUGUUUAUUUUGAUUUUUUAAAAAGAGAAAUAUUAGUCAGCAAGCCGUGUGGUGUAUUAUCACGUGGAUAUUUUGGCAUUAAUUUGAGUUUUUAAUUGGAAAA
This is a messenger RNA of Benincasa hispida (wax gourd), 749 nucleotides long. RefSeq lists its product as uncharacterized. Lineage: Eukaryota; Viridiplantae; Streptophyta; Magnoliopsida; Cucurbitales; Cucurbitaceae. The record is from RefSeq and is a predicted model, not a curated record.